Nasonia vitripennis (jewel wasp) is the source of this 2444-nucleotide messenger RNA. It is a transcript of the gene CCT2, whose product is annotated as T-complex protein 1 subunit beta. The coding region runs from base 469 to 2073 and encodes 534 amino acids. NCBI's taxonomy places the organism in Eukaryota, Metazoa, Arthropoda, Insecta, Hymenoptera, Pteromalidae. Gene Ontology annotation, molecular function: ATP-dependent protein folding chaperone; ATP binding; ATP hydrolysis activity. The transcript has 6 exons. The record is from RefSeq and is a predicted model, not a curated record. Gene Ontology annotation, biological process: protein folding. Gene Ontology annotation, cellular component: cytosol; chaperonin-containing T-complex.
UUCUACGAGAAGAUGCACGCACGUGCAUAUUAUCACCUUAUAAGGAAUCGAAUUCGGAGCCAGAACGCGAAGAGAACCACGUGAUCGCCUCCCUCGCGCCACCUCGUGCUCGCACACCCAUUUCGAUCUAUCGAACCGACUGCGAUGUAUUUUCUGCUCCUUUGAAAUCCCGCAUUUCGCUGCAUUUUCCGAAUUUUCCAACCUUCCACCGACCGAAUCCUCGAGCCUUUUCCCAAAAAACAGCGAAAAAACGUCUUUUCGAACGUUGUUACUGUGUACUCGCUCGAGCAAUCCGGAAAAACUAACCUAAACUCGACUGGAGUCGAAGUCACUAAUCGAAGGAGCGAGCGAGCAAGAGACUGUCUCCCUCGUCCAUGUUUUCUUGAGUGGGAGUGGGAUCAGCUAUAAGUGAUAUAUUUUGCCCGGUUUUAACGUGAAAAAUUAAGUAAUUUAACAAAGAAAAGAACCAUGGUGUCGUUAAAUCCCGUGAGAAUCCUGAAAAAUGAGGCUGAGGAGGAGAAGGCUGAGACCGCCAGACUGAGUCUGUUCAUUGGUGCGAUAGCCAUUGGUGAUCUUGUCAAGUCAACUCUGGGCCCCAAAGGUAUGGACAAAAUCCUUGUGGCUCAUGGACGUAGCGCUGGUCAGGUGCAGGUCACAAAUGAUGGUGCUACGAUUCUGAAAAGCGUGGGUGUCGACAACCCAGCAGCCAAAAUCCUUGUGGACAUGUCCAGAGUACAAGACGACGAGGUUGGAGAUGGUACCACUUCCGUAACAGUGUUUGCUUCUGAACUCCUGAGAGGAGCAGAGAAACUCAUCGAACAAAAGAUUCACCCGCAAACCAUUAUUGCUGGAUGGAGGAAUGCAGCUGCUGUUGCAAGAGAAGCUCUAAAAAAUGUAGCUGUUGAUAACUCAGCUGAUUUGGAACAUUUCCGUGAAGAUCUCUUGAACAUUGCCCGUACUACUCUUAGUUCCAAAAUUCUUUCACAACACAAGGAGCACUUCAGUAAAUUAGCUGUGGAUGCAGUUCUUCGUUUGAAGGGCUCUGGCAACUUAUCUGCCAUUCAAAUCAUCAAGAAGAGAGGAGCUACUCUGGCAGAUUCCUUCUUGGAUGAGGGAUUCUUGCUUGACAAGAAACCAGGCAUGCACCAGCCCCAGAAAAUUACUGACGCUAAGAUUCUUAUUGCCAAUACUCCUAUGGACACUGACAAAAUUAAGGUAUUUGGCUCUAGAGUUCGUGUCGAUUCAAUGGCAAAGAUUGCUGAUUUGGAACUGGCAGAAAAGGAAAAGAUGAAGGACAAAGUCGAUAAAAUCGUCAAACAUGGUUGCAACGUAUUCAUCAACAGACAGCUGAUCUACAACUACCCAGAACAGUUGUUCGCCGAUGCCGGAGUCAUGGCCAUCGAGCACGCAGAUUUCGAUGGAAUCGAGCGACUUGCCCUAGUGACUGGUGGAGAGAUCGUAAGCACGUUCGACGCGCCAGACAUGGUGAAGCUUGGCAAGUGCGACGUUAUCGAACAGAUCAUGAUCGGUGAAGACACGAUACUGCGUUUCUCCGGCGUAGCCCUCGGAGAGGCCUGCACCAUUGUCAUCCGUGGAGCAACGCAACAGAUCCUCGACGAGGCCGAGAGAUCUCUUCACGACGCCUUGUGCGUCUUGACAUCGACGGUACGCGAGUCCCGGAUAGUCUACGGAGGUGGCUGCAGUGAAAUGGUCAUGUCCUGCGCCGUCAUGAAGGCAGCCGCUGCUACUCCCGGUAAGGAAGCCGUCGCUAUGGAGACGUUCGCUAAGGCUCUGCAACAGUUGCCCACUGUCAUCGCUGACAACGGUGGUUACGACUCUGCUCAGCUGGUAAGCGAACUCAGAGCCGCUCACAACUCUGGUGCUUACACCAUGGGAUUAGACAUGGAGAAGGGAGAGAUCGCCUGCAUGAAGAAGCUUGGCAUCACCGAGUCGUGGGUAGUGAAGAGGCAGGUACUUCUUAGCGCAGCGGAAGCUGCGGAAAUGAUCCUCAGAGUCGAUGACAUUCUAAAGGCAGCGCCCAGAAAGCGAGUUCCGGACCAUGGUCGUUGUUAAAUUAAUUUAAUUUGCGAUUUUUUCACCGAAAUUGAUCAUUGCAUCAUGUCGCGUUUAUGUCACUUAUCGAAAGAUAAAAGAUUAAUGAUACUUUAAUUAUAUGUACGCACGGUUUUUUCUAAUCCAAUCAAAAAAAAGCAAACCUAUAUUAUCAGAUAAAUAGUAUUUGUCAUGUUGACAAACAAAAGUAUUUACAUCAAAUCGGAAGAACAAAGAUUCAAUUUAUAUUUCAACAAUUCAAAAUGUGCUCUAUAUUUUACUGCUACUAAAGUUCUUAAUCAAUGCUAAGCUUACUACAUAUUUUCUACGAAUGUAAACGUUUCAAAGUUUACUCAAUAAAUGAAAUUUGCAUAUUUUAUAUGUUCAAAAGA